Thermothelomyces thermophilus ATCC 42464 is the source of this 1853-nucleotide messenger RNA. RefSeq lists its product as uncharacterized. Gene Ontology annotation, cellular component: catalytic step 2 spliceosome; intracellular anatomical structure. The record is from RefSeq and is a predicted model, not a curated record. The transcript is spliced from 3 exons. Gene Ontology annotation, biological process: spliceosomal complex disassembly. Bases 69 to 1748 code for a protein of 559 amino acids. Gene Ontology annotation, molecular function: RNA binding. NCBI's taxonomy places the organism in Eukaryota, Fungi, Ascomycota, Sordariomycetes, Sordariales, Chaetomiaceae.
AUUUGAGUCCCCUUUAAGCCCUGCGAGCCAUACAGCUGACUUGGCCUAGGUUGCAACGUGAGAUCCUCAUGGACCCUGACCUUAAGCGGUACUCCGUUAUCAUGCUGGACGAAGCCCACGAACGGACAAUUGCCACAGACGUCCUCUUCGCCUUGCUGAAGAAGACCGUCAAGAAGCGGCCCGAUCUCAAAGUCAUCGUAACCAGCGCUACUCUCGAUGCUGAAAAAUUCAGCGAGUACUUCAACUCCUGCCCCAUCUUCACGAUCCCUGGCCGAACAUAUCCUGUGGAAAUUCUCUACUCUCGAGAACCGGAGUCCGACUACCUCGAUGCCGCGUUGACCACGGUGAUGCAGAUCCACCUGAGCGAGCCGAUGGGCGAUAUCCUCGUCUUCUUGACGGGUCAGGAGGAGAUCGACACGGCCUGCGAGAUCCUGUACGAAAGAAUGAAGGCUCUGGGGCCUGGCGUCCCAGAGCUUAUCAUCUUGCCGGUUUACUCUGCGCUCCCAAGCGAGAUGCAAAGCAGGAUUUUCGAACCCGCACCGCCCGGCAGCCGCAAAGUCGUAGUUGCCACGAAUAUUGCCGAGACCUCCAUCACUAUUGACUACAUCUACUACGUUGUCGACCCCGGCUUCGUGAAGCAGAAUGCAUACGAUCCAAAGCUUGGAAUGGACUCAUUGGUCGUUACCCCUAUCUCCCAGGCGCAGGCAAACCAGAGGGCGGGGAGAGCUGGGCGGACAGGGCCGGGCAAGUGUUUCCGCUUGUACACCGAAGCGGCCUUUCAGUCGGAAAUGCUGCCCACAACAAUCCCCGAGAUUCAGCGGCAGAACUUGUCCCAUACGAUUUUGAUGCUGAAGGCCAUGGGGAUCAACGACCUUCUUCGCUUCGACUUUAUGGAUCCACCACCCGUCAAUACCAUGCUUACGGCCCUCGAGGAACUGUAUGCCUUGGGCGCUCUGGACGACGAAGGGUUGCUCACCCGUCAGGGGAGAAAGAUGGCCGAUUUCCCCAUGGAACCGUCGCUCUCCAAGGUGCUUAUCGCCUCGGUCGAGAAGGGAUGUUCCGAGGAAAUGGUCACCAUUGUCUCGAUGCUCAACUUGCUCCAAAUCUUUUACCGGCCAAAAGAGAAGCAGGCCCAGGCCGAUCAGAAAAAGGCGAAAUUUCACGACCCUUCCGGUGACCACCUCACGCUGCUGAACGUGUACACGGCGUGGAAGAAUAGCGGCUACGCCAAUGCCUGGUGCUUUGAGAAUUUCAUCCAGGCUCGUUCGAUGCGGCGCGCCAAAGAUGUCCGCGAGCAGAUCGUCAAGAUUAUGGAGCGUCACCGGCAUCCGAUCAUCAGUUGCGGCCGUGACACCGACAAGAUCCGCCAGUCGCUCUGUGCGGGCUUCUUCCGAAACGCAGCUCGCAAGGACCCGCAGGAAGGCUACAAGACGCUGACGGAGGGCACCCCUGUGUACUUGCACCCGAGCUCGGCGCUCUUUGGCAAACAGGCCGAGUGGGUUAUCUAUCACACCCUUGUGCUUACCACUCGCGAGUACAUGCAUUUUACGACGGCGAUCGAGCCGAAGUGGCUGGUGGAUGCGGCCCCUACGUUCUUCAAGAUCGCACCGACAGAUCGGUUGAGCAAGAGGAAGAGGGCGGAGAGGAUCCAGCCGUUGUACAAUAAGUACGCCAACGAGGGUGAUUGGCGGUUGAGCUCUCAGCGCAGGGCCGGGAGGACUGGCGGUGGCGGCGGAACGUGGGGUUAACUUAGGUGCUUGGUCAACAUUGGUAUGCGGUAUUGGUCAACUGUGUUUGCAUUCCUUGGCGAACGGUUCAAAGGGCGGAAGAACAUUGAAUUCAUGAUACCCUUU